AUGGUACCAGAUGCGGGUGGUUUGCUUUCGUUGAACAAUCUGGUGAAUGGCGGUGAUUUAGUUGGUGCAAGUAGUAUUCGUGGCUCAUCGUCACAGCAGACACCGUCUGCAAUCCAAUCGCUGGCGGACUCUGGCACUGCCGCAUUGACACUAUCAGCAACGGAUGAAAUGGAGAUGAGUAAAUAUCGAUCACGUUUGCAACAGCAUAUGAAUGGACUGGAACAGGCAUAUAUUUUGAAGAGG
Messenger RNA from Anisakis simplex (herring worm), 243 nucleotides. Lineage: Eukaryota; Metazoa; Nematoda; Chromadorea; Rhabditida; Anisakidae. The record is from the annotation of a GenBank genome assembly.